AUAUAAGUCAGUUUAGUCAUUUUAUUGCUAGUUGCCAUUGCAGUUGUCAAAGGACUUCUAUGUUUUUUUAUACAGUUAUAAUAAUUAUCCUUUUAAAACAGUUUUUAUGAAUAUAAUUCAAUGUGUUCUAUUGAACGUAACAUUUUUAUAAAGUUCCGCUAUAUAUUUUAGUGAAUAAUGUUACAAUGCAAUUAUGUUAAUUGAGUAUUUACCUACAUUAUGGGAUCAAGAAUAAGGGAGAACGUUAGACAUUUCUUUGAAUGUUUUUGCGAAGUUGUACCCCCAACUGGUGAUACUGAUGCAUGGAUUAUACAACAAUUUCCUGAAACAUACAAGGACACAGAAGUAUUAAAAUCCGUACCAAAAUUUGCUUAUCCAUAUAAAUUUGAAAAUGAUGUGAUACAGCACUAUUCAUUUGUACUAACCGAUCAGGAAUCAAAGUGGACUUUUGGAUUUUGUAGACAUGAUCCCAAAUCAGAAACUGCGAUCGUGGUCUUGAGCUCUUUACCAUGGCAUCAAGGAUUUUAUAAAUUUCUAGAUACAACUGCAGUAUUAAUGCAUAGUUCGAGAACAGAAGAUCUCAGGGAAUUCUUAACAGCAGUAUACAAUGCCAAAAUUGCCGAACCUGGACGAAAGUUCAUAGUUCCAUUCAAUAAAGGAGAAAGUACCUUCACUGUAGAUGUACCAAGACCUUUUCAAUUACCGAGUAUACCUGAAAAUAGAAACCUGACAGAAUAUUUUAACGCUGUUGAUACUCAUACAAUGUCCGUAAUUUUUGCAUCCAUGCUAUUCGAAAGGAGGAUAAUAUUUAUUUCGAAAAAAUUAAAACGGUUAAGUGCUUGCGUACAAUCUGCCAAUGAUAUAAUAUAUCCCAUGAUUUGGCAACAUAUAUUUAUUCCAGUGUUGCCAAUGUCGCUAAUAGAUUAUCUAUUAGCGCCCAUGCCUUUUCUAAUCGGAGUGCCUGAAGAAGUAUUUAAGCAAGUUAGACGAAGUGAAAUAGGUGAUGUGGUUAUUCUAGAUACAGAUGCGAAUACAGUAGAAACCCCAUUUGAUGAUCUGAAUAGUCUUCCUACAGAAGUGGUAACAUCUUUAAGAAAACAAUUAAAAAACAAACAAUUAGGCGACGGCGUAUCAAGGGCGUUUUUAAGGGCUUUAGUUCAGUUAAUAGGAGGGUACAGAGAUGCAUUGAAAUUUCAACCUGGUCAAAAGGUAACAUUCGAUGAAGAAAGAUUUAUUGAAACUAGGUCACCAUCUUUACAACCAUUCCUACGGGAAAUGCUGCAACUACAAAUCUUUCAACAGUUUAUAGAAGAACGGUUGACGAUGUUAAACACUGGUCAAGGAUUCUCUGAUGAAUUCGAAUAUGAAAUCGAGGGUUAUUCAGCUAAAUCCGGUUCCAAACUCAAACAACAAUACAAAGAAUGGACUACAACGAUGAAGAAAGAAGGUACAGCAUUUUUCAAAAGUGUAAAAGAUAAGGCGAAUCCUGCAGUGAAAUCCGCAGUUAAAACAGUGAAAGAUGGCGGCAAAGGAGUGAAAAGUGCAUACAAAGGCUUACGGUCAAAAUUAAAAGAUAAUCAAGGACCGCAUCAUUUAGAAAAUGGCAUCGAAAGAGGUGACAAACCUCGUUCUGCACCCAAUUCGCCUACUGGUAAACGAAGUACAAUUCCAGGAUUUAGUGCACCUGUAACCACGUACCGUAAAGAUGCAGCUUUAGCUCUAAAAAAUUCAGCUAUGCAAAGGUCUUAUAGCCCACUUAGUCCUAGUUCCCAACCUUUAUCGCCCGAUGUUAUAGAUAGUCCACGAAGUGGUAGUCCUGUAGAAAUACCUCAAAUUGAUUUAAUGAAUGAAAUGGAAGAUUUAUUGCAAUUACGACUUGAAACGCCACCUGUUGAUAGAUCUCUUAAACCUGUUCGAAGCUUAGAAAAUUUCAAAAAUGCGUCACCCUUGAACAGCCCAGACAGAUGGGCGAUACAUUCACGGGUUAGCGCACCAAUGGCAUCACCUCCUAACCGCUUUUUCCUUCAAAACUUAGGUCACUCCCAAGAAACUCAAAAUCUCCUACAAUCUCCCGAUGACGUAUUCCUUUCUCCCCCUUCAGUACCACCUAGAAAACCUCCUAGAGACACUACCAGAGAACUAUUUAGCAGCACGCCAUUUGUGGUGGGUAGUGGGCACAGUGAAAACGGAGAUCCUUUAUUUUUUGUUGCUAAUCAACAUUCCGUUGACAUUGUAAAGUUAUCACCUCCAACGCAUUCGCCUAGGCGGAAGCAAAACCAAGAGACUGAAGACUUGAUCAGACUGGAUUCUGCAUCAGAUAUCGAUGAUUUUGAUCCUUUAUCAACUAAAUCUACUCCUAAUAAAAGCAAACUUCCGUUAACAAUAUCAAAUCCUCUGUAUACGUACGAGAACAACACUAUUAAACAAAAUGGAGGCAUCUCAAAUUCUACUUUCAAACAACAGCAAGUAACAAAUAGAGAGAUUCAAAACGAUCAAGAUUUACUUCAGGAGUAUGGUUUGAACUUCAAUUUUUCCAGUAUACAGAAUCAAAACAGUUUUGAUUCGUUCGGUACCAGUAGUAAAGUUAACGUGAAGAGUCAGUGGACAAAAUUUGAUUGAAAGUGAUAUUGUCAAAGGGCCUUUAGUUUUAAACGCCUUUUUAUCAAAUUGAAAUCUAUUUUAAACUUUGCUUAUACAGCUUUGUUUAUUUUGGAAAUUGAAAAGGAUGCAAAAACAUAUUUAUUGAUAAAAUAUUCAACUUAUAUAGUUUUAAUAAAAUAAAUUUAAUUGUGAUGCUAUAAAGUUUUUUAAGCACAUUUUUAUUUGCAAUAAUGCUUUCUAUUGAUUUUUGUUUUGUAGUUAUUUAUUUUAACCAUGCUAUGUUAUCCUAAUUAUCAUGCAAUCCGAAAAGUGCUCAUUUACCAUUUAGUACGAAUAGUGUUUUAUGUACUUACUAGUUGCUUUAUAAUUAGUAUUACAUAACUAAUAGUCUAUGAGGAAUGCGGUUGAAGUUCACAUUAAAAACACCUUUUAACAAAUAUAGCAUUAGUCUAUUGGGAACUUCCAGUGCCCCGACGGUUAAAUUUGAAACUUGUACAUGCUAAUACAAAAAAUAAAAAAAACAACGCGGCUUCAAUAAUCAGAUCCAAAAUAUUCAUUUAUAUUUUUCUGAAUUUUGAAUUGAUUUUUUCUCGGACAUUCAAGCCAGGCUUACUGAACACUGUUAACUGCUACUACACCAACACUCAAAAUUACUUCAAAUGACCAAUUCAUGAAUGAAAAGUAGAUGAUCUUUUCAUUGUCGAAUCAAUAAAAUAAAUUAAUGAUUUAAUUCCUUGAAUGAUCAAAAUUGGAAGAGUCCAAAAGAGCACUAAAAAGUGAAAAACAAUGAACUAAGAAUUGAAUCAUGAAUAUCGAUGGGAAAUGCUCUAGUUCACACGUAUUAAAAUUUAUAAAGUUGAAAGGUAUACCGAUUUUACUGAAAUCGGAAUAGAAAUUAAUAAGAGGAGAUGGAUAUAAUUGUGUGAAAAUUUCUAUAUGCUAAUUGUAACCGUCUUAUUUAGAUUCAUAAUAAAGCAAUCAAACAGAUGCAAUUAGGAUAAAACACCACAUUGUGCAAACUUGAGAUUUAUUGUGUUCCAUUUAUCUGAGUUGUUUUUUAUUUUUACAGCUGGUUUUAAGGCUUUAAGGCAAGCCGCAAAUUGGGACAUGUAUAGCACGUGUGAGGUGACGCAGCACAGCACGUAGUUUUGUAAUUUACAAGAUUGAAUACAUUGAAGCAAAUUGACGACGAAGCGUGACCUGAGGUGUCCCGCUUUAGUUCAAACACAGUUUGCUAUGUUACACUUGUGGGUGACUAGGAAGUCUUUCAUUAAUUUUUUACGAAAAAAUGACAGAAAAGUUAUUAGAGGCGGUAAGAGAACAGAGAAUUUUAUGAUACAAAAAAAUGGUGAUUAUAUGAAGACGAAACUGAAGAUUCGGAUUUGGGUUGCAUCAUCCAUUCUGAUUCAGAACUUGAAACAAUUAUUUGGUUUGAUUGUCAAAAAAGACAGACAUGUUUUGAUGCCGCCUAGUCGCGAACUGCCAAUCAAAUCCAAACCCCACCGUUCCCUAUUUAAAAACACGUGUCUCAAUAUGCGGAUCACCAGUCAGCACAUGUAGCAUGUACGAGUUGUAUCACGCUACCUCACACGUGCUAUACGUGUCUCAAUUUUUGCUUUUCCUUGAGGUUAGAUCUUCGUUUCUAUAGGUUUCUUGCCGAAAGUAUAUUUUAUUUAUGGUUGAAAUGGUGCAGCACUAAUUUAACCGGAAUUUCAUCUUCUUCUCCACAAAAUCUUUACUCGCAGUUUCUGCUGGACUUAAUAUCAGGUGUUUACCGAGGUAUACAGCAAGGAAGCUAUAUCUGGCAGUAGCAAAGAUUCAAAAUGGAACUUUUUGGAGUGAUCCAAUCCGGGAAGUGCUUCUCUGUCGGUUUCUUUUUUCUGAAACCCAUUCUGAUGCUAAUGAAGCAUUUAGUAAAUAAUUUCAAAACUCAAAUCAGAUUGAUGGACCUCGAUUUUGGACAUGUUUUUUGAUCAUCUUUAUUUUAGCAUGUUGAUAAAUUGGUUAUUACGGUAUAUGAAACUGUAUCGGAAUAAGCAUUUUGUGAUGAAAUAAUUGAAAUAUUUUAAGUAAAGAUAGAUGUUUUCAAUGAGUAAUUAUAGCCAAUUAUAAACUUCUGUUCGGGUAUGCAUUUUAAACAGACUUUCUUUUCACCAACAGUUUUAUUCGAAAGGAUUGUUUACCCUGUUAAAAUAUUUUAAUAAUUAAAAUAAUUAUAAGGAUGGUUUGAUACCUUGCCGAAAAUUGUGUAAAUAAAUAGGAAUUUAUGUAUUUGAAAUUUUUUUACAAAACCAAGUGUCACGACUUCAGCAUGAGUUUAGUGUAAAAUAUUUAUCACACGAUAUACAAACAAUAGUUUAUUGUGGGCAAUUAUCACUAAUACUGUCAUUGACAACACAUAAUUGUGAUUUUUCAGCUAAUUACUCACUAAACAAUAUUUUUCCUUCCAUGUUAAGUUUUAUUAUUUUUAUUGUAAUGUCUAAAUGUUUAUGGUAACUUUUGUUUGUUCAAAUAAUGAAUUUGAUUUGUUGGUAUAUAAUUUAAUUGAUGCGAGGUUAAGAGCGUUAGGUAAUUUAGAAACUAUUUCUUUAAUCGCAUAGUAGAUACCUCAUGAUCAUUUGAUCUGUAACUGGUACACAGGCUGAACUCACUGCUUACACUACCACUACACCAACACUUACAAUUACAUUGUCUGACGCGCGUUUCGAUAACCAAGUUAUCGUCUUCAGGGACUGAGGGUAAACGGUCUCUGAAGACGAUAACUUGGUUAUAGAAACGUUCAUCAGAUAGUAUAAUUGUAAGUGGUGGUGUAAACAGUGUGUUCAGUAUGAAUAUCGUCAAUGGUUCCAAAAAGUCCAACUUAGUUGGUACAAAUAGACCUAAUAGGCUGUCAAGAGGUACACCUAGUAUCAGUUUACUUAUAAAUGUGAAGAUACGUAUAUUUUCCAGCAGACGUUGUUAUCUCUGCAGAUAUAUUCUAUCAAAUAUUUAUAUAUUCAGGAAUCAUUUUCUUUCUUCCACACUCUCAUUUGUUUUCAUUUACAUUUGUACAGAUAAAGACUUUAUCUGCUAAUUAAAAACAUUAUUGGAUUAUUGAAACUUGUCUCAUGAACAAAAUUAUUUCCUAUUACACUGUUAAUUACUGAACCAAUAGUUUCUUUAUCGUCUUCAGUGAUCGCAGGUAAAUUGUAGGUCUCUGAAGAGCAUAAAUUUUAGUAAUAUUAUACUAAGUGCUGGGGUAGUGAUAUUAAACAGUGUGUUGUGAACACACAGUGUCAGAAAUUCAAACCUAAUAGUCUUUCAUUAUUGAUAGUACCAAUCUUCCAUAAUUUAGAAGCGAAUCUAAGCAAAGUUCAAAUUGAAUUUUGGAAUAAAAAAAUAUAUUUUUAAUUGUUAUUUAUAUACAAAGUUCAUUUAUUUAGUUUGUAAUUUUCAUUUAUUUUUAUCUUUGUUAUAUAUUUUUCCAUUUUUGUGAAAAAAUUGUGAAUAUUUGGAGUAUAGUAUCCAAAAGUUAAGAAACAUUACAUUAUACAUAUUAAUGUAAUCCAUAUAAAUUGGCAUGAUACUGUUAUAAUUAAUUAGAAGUUUAUAAAACGAGAAUAAAACAUGUAUUUAUUGGUUUUAAACUCAUAGAGAUAAAGCGGCAUAUAACUGGAAUUGUACUAUUGGAAGAGAGAGAAAGAGCAUCAGUUUAUCACACUCCGUAUCUCUUUCUACAAACCAUUAAAAUCGAAACUUUCUAUUAUCUUCCUUUGCUAUUUCCCCCACUUGAAAUUCUGAUGUCAUGGCGAUUCAAUCAGAAUAGAACAGAGAUGAAUGGAGAAUUGAAUAUUGAUGCUCUUUCUCUCUCAGUACGUCGUGCCCAUCUAAACAAGUUCUCUCUCUUUAUUUUCAAUAUUAACUCUAUGUUUAAAAUACUUUAAGUCUUAAAAAGGCAUCUAAGACAUGAUAUAAAUAAAAGACGUUUCAUAUUAGAAAAAGCUUUAUUUUUCAAAUAUGAGGAGUGUUCAGAAAAUAAGAAAAAUUUUUUGAAAGCUGGAGAUUCAAAUUUUUUCAUAUUGGUCAUCAAGUAUAAUAAAAAUUGAUUUUUCUCUUUUUUUAUAAGCUGGGUGAUUUUUAUUUGUUAUAAGCAUUGGAUAAAAUAGUUUGUAUUAAAUUUUUCGUACAAAUUCUAUGAAAUACUAACAUGAUUGAAAGAAGUUUAGAAUUGUAUAAGGGUUUUAAAGAUCACUAUGCAGGCGCUAAAGAUGACGAACGUUAUAGCAUUUCCACAAUCGAUUAAAAAGUGAAACAGUUUAGAACUAGAUAUUAAUGAUGUCACAACCUCCAUAUUCGCUAGACGUGGCUCCGUUUAACUUUGUCUUAAAUACAAAAAUAAAGGGAACCGUCGUUUUACGAACAUAGACAAAAUUAAAAACCUAAGGUUGAAAAAGCUGGAGGUCCAGAAUUCGAAGAAGUACACAAGGGCAUAAUAUUGAAGGAGACAACAUUGAUGUAGGCGAAUCAAGAUUUUUUGAAAAAAACUAAUAUUCUCUUUAUUUUCUUAACACACCUUUUAUACUUGAUAAAUUGGUCAUUAUGUCGCUUACAUAGACAUGGAAUUCUAUUUGCUAUACAAAAAUUUAUACUUUCUUAUUAAAUAUUUUUAUUCAUUGUAAAAAAUUGCAAAUCCAAAUUUGAGAAAAACUGACAAAACAAUAACUGUAAAAAAACUGAAAGGUACAUUAAAUUCCGCAUGAGUAUUGAAAGCAGCUGUACCAACUGAGAAUUUUAACCUUCAAGUUGGCUUUUAAAUGACCAAUUCUCUUUAAUACAUGCGCCAUGUAAGAACGAUUUGCCUCUUUAAGAGGUAACGCCACUGUAAAAACUUCAAAAAGUCAAUAUCUUUUUUUAGCUGAAAUGGGAGGGAAUUAUGUUAAAAAUGGCGUCCUCAAAUUAGUUAUUACCAUCAGACUCUAGGUAUCCCACUUCUCCGAAAUGCUCACCUGCCUCCGAUAACCUUUAGCGACUGUUACUACUAGUAAAUAGUACACACGGCUACCUAUGGGUGGCACUGGUAAGAUUAUGAACUGUCUUUGUGUUAGUGUAACGUCAAUUUGACUGUUACAUCACGCUUAUCGUCCCGUUUUCAAGUUGUAAACUCGAAAUCACUUUUUUUCAAUACCACCUCUACAAUUUUUCAUCCAAUUUUUAUCCGAUUGAUUUAAAACUUUGUCAGAAACUUUAUAACAUCAUUUUUAAGGGAACAACGUAAAUUUUGUUAAUAAAUUGACAAAUUUUUGUUUUACAGCCGAUUUUUCAUGAUUUUUUUCGAACUUCCGCCAUUUUGUUAAAAUUUAAUAUUUUUUGAAACCUCACGUGCUUUUCUUGCUUUUAGUUCUAACAUCAAGAAAAAACUUGAUUUUUAUGUUUCAGAUCAAUAAUUACGACGAAAAGUAGGUGAAUGUCGAGCCCUCAGAAAAAUUCUCUUAUGCAUGUAACUUUUUACUAACGCCAUUUUGUUUUUGAACGCUCUGUAAAAAUUAAUUUAAUUAUUUCAAGAUAUAUAUAAUAAAGUCAUUAAUUAGAUUUUGCAUCUGCUAUAAAGUUUUUUUGAAAACAAAAUUCCAAAACUGAUCUUAAAAAACCGGGCUCUACAGUGGUGUUACCCCUUAAUUAACGAUACAAUGUAAUAUGUUUAUUAAUUUGUUAAAGUUUUUAAUUUGGCAGAGAAUUUGUUCAAUUUACUAAACUGUACAGUAUAUGUCUAUUAAUAUAAUUUUCUGCUAAUUUAAAUCUUAUUAAAUUUGAAUGAAGUGUAUAUGUAUAUUAUGAUGCUAUGUAAAGAUUUUAUUUUUAAUCAUUAAAAGUAUAAAUAACUAUGUACUAUAUCAUAAAAAACAGUCUAUUUAAUUCAAAUCUUGAGUUAAUUUUGAGGCAUCCAUUAUACGAGUAUUUGAUAUGACCCUACGUAUUUAUAAAAAUAGAUUCUUAAUAUUUUAGUAGAAUUCAAUUUAUAUAUAAAAUGAAAAACACUGUUGUAAUUAAUUUUAAAAAUAUUAGAAUUAGCUGUGAUAUACUCAUAAAUUUUAAUUUUAUCUAUUUUAUUAAAAACUGACCGUGUGCUAACCCCAGACAUUCGAUUGUCUAAUUAGAUAGAGUCCUAUAUCAGAUUACUCAUAUCGUACUAGAUACAAGAAUGUUGUAAAUUUUUCACACGAUCAGUAUACAAUGGUUUUGUUAAUUUGCACAGUAAUGUAUUAUCAAUUAUAUUAAAUUUAUAAAUUUGUUUA
This is a messenger RNA of Diorhabda carinulata, 8873 nucleotides long. Its product is annotated as DENN domain-containing protein 1A-like. Gene Ontology annotation, cellular component: cytosol; intracellular membrane-bounded organelle. Gene Ontology annotation, biological process: endocytic recycling; endocytosis. The transcript has 14 exons. Bases 220 to 2619 code for a protein of 799 amino acids. NCBI's taxonomy places the organism in Eukaryota, Metazoa, Arthropoda, Insecta, Coleoptera, Chrysomelidae. Gene Ontology annotation, molecular function: phosphatidylinositol phosphate binding; guanyl-nucleotide exchange factor activity. The record is from RefSeq and is a predicted model, not a curated record.